Messenger RNA from Lotus japonicus, 564 nucleotides. RefSeq names its product transcription factor VIP1-like. Gene Ontology annotation, molecular function: DNA-binding transcription factor activity. Gene Ontology annotation, cellular component: nucleus. The coding region runs from base 1 to 564 and encodes 187 amino acids. The transcript has a single exon. The record is from RefSeq and is a predicted model, not a curated record. Lineage: Eukaryota; Viridiplantae; Streptophyta; Magnoliopsida; Fabales; Fabaceae.
AUGGAUCCAUACUUCACCGGAGCUCCCCUAGAAACGGUGGAGGAGGAGGAGUCGAAGUUGGAGCUGAGGUCCCACCACCGGAGGGCCUUCUCCGACUUCCCAUUCGAUCUCGCCGGAAGCUUUGAUGAUGAUGACAUGCUAUUUGAUCCUUCGGAUUUCAUCAACACUGAUUUCACAUUUCCAACGCCGCCUCCUUCGCCGCGGCUGCCAGAUAUCGUUGAAGCCGUAGUUGGUUCGGAUGAAACAGGGAGGCUGGACGGCUCCGGUACGAGUUCCGGGAUGUUGGUGCCACUAGCUAGGAGCUUGACCGUCAAAUCCAAUGAUCUGAUUGGAGCAACUGACGGCGGGGAGGGUAGUGGUGGUAAAAAAAAGGCCAAGCGCCGUCACAGGCAUAGCUUUUCCAUUGAUGGGUCCUCGACGUUAAUGUCAUUUCAGGGUGUGCCAUCGCAUUUGAUAAAGAGGGCCAUGCCCCCUGAUCAACUUGCAGAACUUGAAAGGGUUGAUCCCGUGAGAGCUAGGAGGUUGAUAAAACAUUUUAUUUUAUUAUGUUUUUCAAAUAACUGA